GUUUCCCUAAAAUUGACAGUCUGGUCCAUGUUUUGCGGGGGGUGGCAGAGAGAUUGUGAGUUAGCUACUGCAAAAGCAAAGCAAGAAGGAAGUCUAGAGCCCAUGUCAUCCUCAUAAAGACCUGUAAAGUAAGGAGACCCAAAACAUUCCGAUUUGUCAUAGUUACUUUAUUUUUGCGUUAAUUUGUAAGUAUUAUGUUUAUAUGUCCUCCAAAGACCCAGCAAUUAAUUUUUGUCCCCUGUAGGGGACAUGCGGCUCUGGUGUUAAUCUCAAGAACCAUAUGCUACUAUUCAGAAAUUCACACUACAAGGGACAUUCAAUGAAUUAUGCUUUUGAAAAUAUUUUCCCUCCAACAUAUUUUUGUCAUCCAAGACGCUUGUAUUAUGUCAGAAAAAAUAUGAAAAUGCUUUUCUCCCGAUUCUCAGGAGGAUAUUACCUGCAAAUCAAAUCAAAUCCCCCUGAACACAGUGCUGUAGGGCUAUGUUGUGUGCAUACUGGUGUUAAAUAUGUCAUUCCCAUGUACUAUUUAAAAGUUGUGCUAUUUUUGUCACCAAUCUUUUUGCUAAAAGCUAAAAAAAAAAAGAAGAAACUAUCACCUAACUCCUAACUGGUUGAGGCGCUGAGUUGAGGGGUAAAUUAAAGUAAAGCUUGGAACAUUCAUAAGGUUUGACACACAUACUGUGAAAAAUUAAAGUUGUAUGGUGUGUGUUGGAGUUUUGCGAGUGUUGCAAGCUUUACUUUACUGUUUUUUCUCAAGCCAACGUUCCCCUGUAACCACUGGCUUCUUCAAACCACACCAGAAAUUUUUACUUUUACCACAUGAUUUAGUGCUGGUUUCCCUUUCCUCCUUUUACUGCCGUGUAUGCUUUGUAUGCGACUGAAAUAUAUGAAAAUGGUAUAACUUCAGUUCGCAUUUUUGUGAGCGUUUUGUAUCUGAAAGUCUACUAGCAGAUGACACACAUUGGUAAUUUAGCUAAAACAGUGCAGUGCUGUGUUUUUGGCAGUGCAUGAAUGCAUUCCAGCAGCUUGUUUCCAAUAUCAUUGGACUAAAAUAUGCCGAGUAUGCCGGCGGUAAACAAGACGCCUAUUCUGCUGCGUUAUGGGAUAGAAAUUGGAGGCAGUGACAAUUUGGGCGUCUUCAGCCAGAGCAACAUGCCCACCUCACCCAGUGUGAUGGGAACCAUAUCCUCACCCAGACAAGGUACAGAUGCCCAGCCUGUAUCACCGACAGCAGCUGUCCUUCCCCAGCCGAAAAGCACUCUAGAGGCCUUGGAACAGCGAAUGACCAAGUACAAGGAGGCUUACGCUCAGGCUAGAGCCAAUGGGGAUGACCGCAAGGCCAGAAUGCACGAGCGCAUAGCCAAGCAAUACCAAGGUGCCAUCCGAGCUCACGAAGCCGGGAGAGCCGUAAACCUGGAAGAGCUACCUGUCCCCCCUGGCUUUCCUCCAAUCCAUGGGCAGGAGAGGGAGAGAAGUGAACAGGACUUUUCUGGAAUGUUAGACGCUGCCAACAAAUUGGCUAUGGAAGAGGGCAAAGGGGAUGAAGAUAAGGAACAGUUACAUGUGAAGAAGCCAUCGGUCAAACAAAAGCCCAGGAAGCCGAUGAUUGCAGUGUGUCCUAUAGCACAUGACAGCGCUCAGUCAGCAAAGCAGUCCUGCAUGGCCAUCCCAUGCCAAUCAGACACAAAGCACAGCCGGGGGGAAGGACUGUCUUCCCAAGCCCAUCAGCAGCUUGACUUUGUGGAUGGCCACAGGAAGCAGACCGUGAAGGUGGGAGUGCAGGCCAAGCAGAAGGAUGACCUGGAGCAGGACAGGCAUUGCAUACACACUGUCAGUGGGAAUAUCGCUGAUGUCACAAAGGAGGCUCUGUCAUUGGUGCCAUUUCUUCCCACAGAUGAAGAUGAUGAUUUUGUCAUGAUUAAUCAUACUGACGUCCAAAUCUCUCAGAGGGCUGACCAGGUAUAUUCUCAGCUGUCCACGCUGCUGAAGGAACAGUAUGAGAAAUGUGCAAAUUAUUCCAGGCAGUUCUCCCAUCUAGGAAACAUCACAGAGACCAUAAAGUUUGAGAAAAUGGCGGAGAGCUGUAAGAAAAACAUGGAGACCCUGGAGCAGUCACAGGCACAGGGGCGGGACCCCCCAAAACACUGCUUUGAGAAGAGGACCUACAGGAUCACCAGGAUCUUUCCAGAACUCAGCAGCACGGAGUUGGUGGUGACCAUUGUGAAAGGGAUGAAUCUUCCAGCCCCUCAAGGUCUGUCAGCUCAACAGCUUAAUGCCUUUGUCAAAUUUGAGUUCCCAUACCCCAGCUCUGAACAACCCCAAAGCCAUAAAACCACAGCCAUCCAGAAAACCAGCAGUCCAGAGUUCAAUCAGAGCUUCACACUGACCAUCAACAGGAACCACAGGGGCCUCCGGAGGGUCAUCCAGUCCAAGGGACUCAAACUGGAGGUGGUGCACAAAGGGGGCUUCUUGAGGAGAGACAAGCCUGUGGGCUGUGCACUCCUGAAGUUGGGCAAACUGGAGACGGAGAGCGAAAUGCGAGACAUAAUUGAGAUCACUGAGGGGCGGAAGACCACGGGGGGGCGUCUGGAGGUUCGAGUGCGGCUACGAGAGCCGUUGAGUGCACAGGACCUGCAGACCACCACAGAGCACUGGCUGGUCCUAGAGCAACCCCAGGUUCUAUAAAUGACUUUUUGAAAGGUGUCUCGCAAGAUGGAAGGACGCCUGGUCACUCAAAAACAGUAAUAGGAAAGUAACAGGAGACUUGGAGGACUCACUGAAUGUUAAUGCUGUUGGAGCUGCCCUGGUUCUUGCAUUGGGACAUAAUGUGUAAUGAAUGCAUCCCCUCAUUGUGCCUGUACAUAGAAAGAUGCUCAUAUAUAGUUCACAACUCUAUGAAAAGGUGUCUCCCUGACAUUUUGAAAGCAGGUCAAGAGAGCAUGCGUUACAUUUUAUUGUUCCAUUAAGCACUUACCUGUACAUUCCAAAACAAAUUCCCAUGAAUACCUUACUACAUUGCUAUGUAUGGUAUUUUUGUGUAUCAUUUAUUUCCUACAGUAUAUUCAGCUGAAAUGAUACGAAAUAUACUAAAACUCAUAUGUUCAACUGAAAUGUAAUGCUGUCUUAGUAUUAGGCAAUGUAAAUGUAUGAACCUGAACCAUUGUAAGUGAACACAACAUUUUUACGAUGUUUACUUGCCAAACUGGCAAAAUGAAAGCACUGGCUGAAAAAUGUAUGCCUAUAAGUACAUGUUAGUGUAACACACUCUGAUGGACUACGGUUGUAAUUUUGCUCUAGUUCUAGUGUUGUUUUCUCACCAUGUUUAAAGCACUUUUGAAUGUGGCUUUGGAUAAAAGCAUUUGCCAAAUUACUAAAUUGUGAUCUUCUAUACUUUCCUCUCUCAUUUUCCUCUCAGUCAUCACCUCCUCUACCCAUUUCUACAGUCUCUGCAUGCUGCAUUCUCCAUAACUCUCUGCCUCCAUCCUCGCCACCAGUGUCACUACCUUCUGUAUCACUGGGCCUUCAUUGCGAUAUUGUACUUUUGUAUCCUGCAAGUAACACAAUGUCUCCACUUUUGCCCUGGAUAAGAGCGUCUGCUAAGUCAAUGCAAUGUAAUGUAAGUUUUUUUCCACACCACUGAGCAGCUCAACAACUUGUUAUAUUCUAGCCUAUUUACUGUAUAAUAACCCUAUUUGCAGUUGCCUUGUCUUUUAUGAGUCACAAUUUAAACCAAUAUAACGAAAUGAUAAUCUGCACUGGAUGGGUUCUGUCUGUUUUGUGUAGCGUAGCCAACACUACUGAAGACGCUGCCAGAUGUCAGUGAAAUGGAUUAAUGUGCUAAACUGGGAUGAAAUGCUGCAAUAUUUUGAUGUGGAAAGCUGCCCGUAAGCUACCUGUUAAACUAAACUAUUUGGACAUUUAAUGACUAAUUCUCAUCUAAAUUUACCCUUCAUGGAAAUUUCUAAUGAACUACUCUUUUCAAAUAUAAUAUUUUAAAGCUGAAUGGUUUUCCUUUUACUUAUAUAAUGAAGUAAAAUGUUUCUGUUUGAAUCAUUUAUUUUAAAUAUGUAACAAUCACAGUAACGAUCUACAAUGGGACUGAGACGGACUUAAUAUUUGUGGUCUCAGAAGAAAUUUAAUCAGCAGCGAGAAUGACUCAUGAGUCAUGGAAAAUGUAAUAACAACAAAAUGUAAUAAACAUCAAUAUAGCGUC
Molecule: messenger RNA, 4213 nt
Organism: Anguilla rostrata (American eel)
Lineage: Eukaryota; Metazoa; Chordata; Actinopteri; Anguilliformes; Anguillidae
Product: coiled-coil and C2 domain-containing protein 1B-like
Exons: 18
Coding region: 1054-2685 (543 amino acids)
Biological process (GO): regulation of transcription by RNA polymerase II
Cellular component (GO): nucleus
Molecular function (GO): RNA polymerase II cis-regulatory region sequence-specific DNA binding; DNA-binding transcription repressor activity, RNA polymerase II-specific
Source: RefSeq, a predicted model, not a curated record